CACUGAAGAAUGAAGAAGAUACCUUGUAAAUAUGAAAUGAGCCCAACUCCUAUGCUCUUCUUGUCUCCACUCUCCCACUCUAUAUCAUCACCAUUACCAACACAUUUUUCAAUUCAAUACCUCUUAUAUAGCUUAGAUUAUCACCAAUAUAUGAAUAUAUAGAGACAUACCAUCACCGCCAUUUCAAUAAAGAUGGGAACUUUAGGCAGAGUUUUAGCGGUUUCUUACCCUAUAAAGCCGCUAUUAUGCCUGCAUGCUCCUCACAAUAAUUCUUCAACUGCUAGAGUUUUAUAUUUUAACAAUCGCAAGUUCCGCUCGAGUUGCCGAUCUAUGGCUUCUUCUUCUUCUCCUGAGUUUGAUCCUUCUGUUAAUAUUAACUCUGACUCCACCGACAAAAACUUUGCCGGAUUUUGUAUAAUAGAAGGGCCUGAAACAGUUCAAGACUUUGCUAAAAUGGAACUUCAAGAAAUUCAAGAUAAUAUUCGGAGUCGGCGCAACAAAAUUUUCUUGCAUAUGGAGGAGGUUCGUAGGCUAAGGAUACAACAGAGAAUAAAGAAUGCUGAAAUUGGGAUAUUUAAUGAAGAGCAAGAGAAUGAGCUUCCUAAUUUCCCUUCAUUCAUCCCCUUUUUGCCUCCUUUGAGUGCAGCCAAUCUUAAGCUGUAUUAUGCUACUUGUUUUUCUCUUAUUGCGGGGAUUAUCCUUUUCGGCGGUCUUUUAGCACCCACUCUGGAGCUUAAGUUGGGGAUAGGCGGUACAUCAUAUGAAGAUUUUAUCCAUAAUGUUCAUUUGCCAUCGCAAUUGAGUCAGGUUGAUCCUAUAGUGGCAUCAUUCUCUGGAGGAGCAGUUGGUGUGAUAUCAUCCCUGAUGGUAGUUGAGAUAAAUAACGUAAAACUUCAGGAACACAAGAGAUGCAAAUAUUGCCUUGGAACUGGAUAUCUUGCUUGUGCUCGUUGCUCAAGCACCGGAGCACUUGUACUUAUUGAACCUGUUUCAACAGUCAGUGGAGGGGAUCACCCGUUGCCAGCACCAAAGACAGAAAGAUGUUCAAAUUGUUCAGGAGCUGGAAAGGUCAUGUGCCCCACAUGCCUUUGCACUGGAAUGGCUAUGGCAAGUGAACACGACCCUCGAAUUGACCCAUUUGAUUAACAAGUGUAUUUCAGACUCACAUUGGGAAUGACCGCAAAGGUUAGAUUUGAUCCCGGAUAGGCUAUGAUUGCCUCAUGCUCUUUAGCCUUAAAUUCCUAGAGGAUAAGGAAGAAUAGUUCAAAACAUGAACAAAUGGCUGAAGAUUGUUAAGGGCAUGGAAUGCCCAAUCAAUUGUGUUCUAUUAGUUAAAAAAGGCGGAUUUUUUUUUAUCUUAUAUCAUAGAAAUUUUAAAUGGAUGUACUGAUAUUUGCAUUCAGUUACCUUGAAAUAAAGCAUUUUUUCUUA
Messenger RNA from Mercurialis annua (annual mercury), 1431 nucleotides. RefSeq names its product protein ORANGE, chloroplastic. The record is from RefSeq and is a predicted model, not a curated record. NCBI's taxonomy places the organism in Eukaryota, Viridiplantae, Streptophyta, Magnoliopsida, Malpighiales, Euphorbiaceae. The transcript is spliced from 8 exons. Bases 193 to 1146 code for a protein of 317 amino acids.